UUCAGUGGAUGGAGACACCUGUCCCUCAGAAAGUCCAGGAGCCCCCUACGAGCUUUGAAGAAUUCUUAAAGUCUCAGAACUGGGAUUAUUGGCCCAGGGAUGUUCAUUAUAGAGAUGAUGAUGCAUGGGAAGACACUCUGAAAAAACUAGAAGAGGCUCUUUCAUAUACUUCUAUUUAUUCUUAUUUGUGGACCAAUGUUCCUCGACUCUAUGAAAUCGUUGACAGCCUGGAGUCAAAAUUAAAGGAAUCUUCACGUCUUUUGCAACACCAUGCCUCCAGAUUAUUUGAAAGUGACAGAAUGAUUUCCAAGAAAUGGCCAUAUCCAAACCUGGAACGCUACAAGGCAUUUAUAAAAGAACACUAUAGACCAAAGAAGAUAGCGCUUUCAGAUCAAAUGGAGACAGAGAAGAAUAUAGAGGGUUGCACCUUUAUAUUCAAACAAAGUGAACCGACACAAUUACCCAGACAUUUGGAUGCUAAACAGAUUUAUCUUUUUGUUUUAAGAACCUAUAACUUUGAGGAGAAGGUGUUUAAAGUCUGGAGAACCCACGUUCUCUCAGACUGCUCCAUUGCUCUUUUGCAUGACUCCUUUUGGUGGUGGUUUCUACAUAAAUUCAAGCCUGACAAAAGAGAUCAAGAUUUCUUGUUUGACAGAAUCGCAGAAAAUUAUGUCAUACUUUUCAUAAAAAUACCUCUAAGGAGAAAGGAUGCAUUCUUUCAGAUGUAUCCUGACUGCUUGACUCAAGCUAUCUACACAACCUUCCAGGAAUCCUUUCCAGAAUCCAGCAGCUUCUUCAAUGAUAACUUCAAAGAAGACCUAGGAAAUACUAUUUUUCUUUGGUUGUCAGGUCUAAAACCUGACACUGGCUUUUGGACCCACUGGAAACUGCCAGACCUCUGCACAACUGCCAUUCAUGGCAGCAGGCGUGUACCUGUGAACUUGAAAAAGAGUAUCAUUUCUGACCAGGAGCACACAUCAGCCUGUGUAAGUGACAGACAUGAGACACUGACCCUUGCACAGGAGAAGGUGACCCCUGUGAACAGGUCAUUCAACCUAAAGGAGCAGAGAACCACUGACUUAGAUGGUCAUGAACAACUAUGA
Messenger RNA from Grammomys surdaster, 1103 nucleotides. RefSeq names its product family with sequence similarity 227 member B (gene Fam227b). The record is from RefSeq and is a predicted model, not a curated record. The transcript has 12 exons. NCBI's taxonomy places the organism in Eukaryota, Metazoa, Chordata, Mammalia, Rodentia, Muridae. The coding region runs from base 9 to 1103 and encodes 364 amino acids.